Messenger RNA from Fragaria vesca subsp. vesca, 887 nucleotides. RefSeq names its product early nodulin-like protein 1-like. Lineage: Eukaryota; Viridiplantae; Streptophyta; Magnoliopsida; Rosales; Rosaceae. The record is from RefSeq and is a predicted model, not a curated record. The transcript has 2 exons. Gene Ontology annotation, molecular function: electron transfer activity. The coding region runs from base 148 to 702 and encodes 184 amino acids. Gene Ontology annotation, cellular component: plasma membrane.
GCCCACAACGGCUAGUUGCUUCCCCACACCCCUAUAAAUUCAUCACCAGACGACACAACUGGACCACAGCAAGCACUCUCCAUAGUCUAUACCUCUAUUUCAAUUCCUCUCACUCUCCGAAUCAAAUCAAAUCCUCUCAUAUACUCGAUGGCAAUGGCAUCAAGAGCUGCUUCUUUGCUAGCUGUCGUGUUUCUGGUGUUGUUGAGCUUCUCAGAAGCCAGAGAGUAUUUGGUGGGAGGCAAAUCAGACGCAUGGGCAGUCCCUUCUUCGGAAUCCGAAUCUCUCAACAAAUGGGCUGAAAGCAAACGGUUCAGGACCGGCGACGUUCUUGUGUGGAAGUAUGACGGUGCAAAAGACUCGGUGUUGUAUGUGAGCAAGGAAGACUAUGUGAACUGCAACACGUCAAACCCAAUGAAGCAGUACAAGGAUGGCGAGACCAAGAUUGUGCUGGACAAAUCAGGACCCUUCUACUUCAUCAGCGGAACCAAGGACCACUGUGUAAAGGGACAGAAGCUCGUUGUUGUCGUUAUGUCCCACAGAACCAGUCCCUCCUCCGCCAUCUCUCCGGCACCUUCUCCCGCCUUCGAUGUCACAGACGGUCCCGCCGUUGCUCCAGCUCCGACUAGCAGUGCUUCCCCUUUCAAGGCCGGUCUCCUCGUUGUUGUGGCCCUCAUGGGGUUUUCGGCAGCUCUGCUCAUCUAGAGGCUAGGGUUUAGUGAGCAAUUGGGCUGGACUUUUUUGAUCUGGGCUGCUUCUUUGGUUUUAGGGAUUUAUUUUAUUCUUUAUUGGGGGUAUAUCGGAGGGUUCAUAUUCAUCUGAGAUGAUGUUCAUGUUAUAUGUAGUGGUUCCAUCUUCUUUCUCAUGAAAUUUUAAUAUAUUUCUUUCUA